This is a messenger RNA of Malania oleifera, 1422 nucleotides long. RefSeq names its product putative UDP-rhamnose:rhamnosyltransferase 1. Gene Ontology annotation, molecular function: UDP-glycosyltransferase activity. Lineage: Eukaryota; Viridiplantae; Streptophyta; Magnoliopsida; Santalales; Ximeniaceae. The transcript has a single exon. The coding region runs from base 1 to 1422 and encodes 473 amino acids. The record is from RefSeq and is a predicted model, not a curated record.
AUGGCAGAACCAGUUGCAGCAGGCAAAGCAGUACUCCACAUAGCAAUGUUCCCAUGGCUGGCCUUCGGCCACCUCAUCCCCUUCAUGGAGCUCGCCAAACUCCUCGCCCAAAAGGGCCACCGCGUCUCCUUCAUCUCCACCCCACGAAACAUCCAACGCCUCCCAAAUAAACCUCCCCAGAACCCCACCACCCACCUCAUUACCUUCGUCCCCCUCCCCCUUCCCCGUAUCCCCGACCUCCCCGCUGGCGCCGAGGCCACCAUGGACCUCCCUCUCCACCAAGUCCACCUCCUCAAAUCAGCCCACGACCUCCUCCGCGAACCCCUCGCCCGUUUCCUUGAAUCCUCUUCUCCGGACUGGAUCAUUUACGACUUUGCCCCUCACUGGCUCCCCCAAAUCGCUGCCGACCUCGGAAUUUCUCGCGUCUUCUUUAGUAUUUUCUCCUCCUGGUUCGCCGCCUUCGUGGGUCCGGUCACCUCCUGCCUCGACGGCCACCCCAGCCGGACAAAACCCGAACACUUCACCGUCCCUCCCAACUGGAUCCCCUUCCCUUCCAACGCAGCGUUUCGGCCCUACCAGGCCAAGCAGAUUCUUCAGUCAACGGUAGGAAACGCCUCCGGUGUAUCCGACGAGUUGCGCAUCGCCUCCACCGUGAUGGGUUCCGACGUGUUCGCCAUACGGAGCUGCACGGAGCUCGAAGCCGAUUGGCUGAAGCUGCUCGGAGACAUCAACGGAAAAGCUGUGAUCCCUGUGGGGCUCAUGCCGCCGUCGGUCCCUACAGACGAGGAAGACGCGUGGCUCGAAAUCGGCGACUGGCUGGACGAGCAGGUGAAAGGGUCUGUCGUGUACGUUGCACUGGGGAGCGAGGCGGCGCCGAGUCAGGAGCAACUGACUGAGCUGGCGCUCGGGCUGGGGUCGUCCGGGCUGCCCUUCUUUUGGGUUCUGAGGGGGCAGCGGGCGGAGCUGCCGGAGGGGUUCGAGGACCGAGUCAGAGGGAGGGGAAUCGUUUGGACGAGGUGGGCACCUCAACUCAGGAUACUGAGUCAUGACUCGGUAGGGGGCUUCUUGACUCACUGCGGGUGGAGCUCGAUCAUAGAGGGACUGCAACUGGGACUCCCUCUGGUGAUGCUUCCAUUCUUGUGGGACCAAGGGAUCAAUGCUAGGGUUUUGGAGGAGAAGAAGGUGGGAGUAGAAGUACCAAGGGGUGAAGAAGACGGGUCACUUAGGAGUGACUCAGUGGCCGAGUCACUCAGAUUGGUGAUGGUGGAGGAGGAGGGGAGAAUUUACAGAGAGAGAGCAAUGGAGUGGGGGAAGAUAUUUGGAGACAAGGAUCUGCAUGAUAGGUACAUUGAUGAAUUUGUUGAGUGUCUGCAAAACCCUAGAAGAGUUCAAGAAGGUAGCUCUAGCAGCUCAUUAAGUUAA